AUGUCGGCGGAAUCAGUCCAUGGCCUCUGCUUUCCCACCGCCCGCGGCGAGCGCUGGAGUGACAGCGAGCGCUUCUACCUCUUCCCGACUGAGUACACGUCGGAGCUCGUGUCGUCUGCCGCGAACUGGGGCUGGCGUUUUGCCGAGCGGGACGCGGCGCGCAGCCGCCUCGUAGGGCUCGAGUCGUGGCAAAACACGCACCACACCACCUUCCAGGCUCCAGUGAUACGCGAGCUGGCUUCGCACGUGGCGUGCACCAACAAGUCCGCCGAAGCGAGCGUCUGCGUCGUCGCGGCGCCGCCGCGCGGGAGGUGUGAGCGGUGGGAGCAAAUCUGUCCUGGGAAGACACUCGUCGUGGUUGAGCUGGGCAACGUCGACCUCGGCGCCCCGCUCUGCGCGUCGCUCUGGUCGCGCUGCCUCGCGUCGCCACGCCUGCGGCGGGUGGUAUCGCAGCGCCCGCUCCUGCGGUCCAAGCCGUGGCGGGGCCGCUGCAGCUGGGCUGACAACGGGACGAUCGAGAUGCCGUACGUCGGCCACGCGCGCGCAGCCUCGCUCGAGGCGCGCAGGCGGACGCAUCGGGUGGCUGUCGCGAUGAUGGCGGGAGGGCACUGGCUCGGCGACAAGAACAACAUGUCGAGGGACUGGCGCGAGCCGCUCCUGAAGGCGCGCGGCAACGCGCCCGCCGAGUUCCUGUGGGCCGCCGGCGCCGCCUACGCCUCCUCCACCUUUUGCCUCCAGCCGCCCGGCGACACGUUCGGCCGUUCCGCCAUCGUCGACGCGCUGUCCGUCGGCUGCAUCCCUGUCUUUUUCCACCCGCGGCAGCUGGAGCUGCCGCGCUUCUGGAACGCGUCGAGGGUGAGCGAGGGGCCGCACACGACAGCCGCCCUCGACUUCACGCGGGGGGUCGCCCCGAGCUGCGACAGUCCGGUAGCCGCCGGCGCCUUCCGCUCGGACGCGUCCCCCGGCGCCAUCUCGCGUAGGUCGAGGCCGCCUACCGCCACCUCGCCAGCCUCGCGGGGGAGCGAGUAG
This is a messenger RNA of Emiliania huxleyi CCMP1516, 1029 nucleotides long. RefSeq lists its product as hypothetical. The coding region runs from base 1 to 1029 and encodes 342 amino acids. The record is from RefSeq and is a predicted model, not a curated record. Lineage: Eukaryota; Haptophyta; Isochrysidales; Noelaerhabdaceae. The transcript has 4 exons.